Messenger RNA from Medicago truncatula (barrel medic), 1700 nucleotides. Its product is annotated as S-adenosylmethionine decarboxylase proenzyme 4. The record is from RefSeq and is a predicted model, not a curated record. Gene Ontology annotation, molecular function: adenosylmethionine decarboxylase activity. Gene Ontology annotation, cellular component: cytosol. NCBI's taxonomy places the organism in Eukaryota, Viridiplantae, Streptophyta, Magnoliopsida, Fabales, Fabaceae. The transcript has a single exon. The coding region runs from base 279 to 1334 and encodes 351 amino acids. Gene Ontology annotation, biological process: spermine biosynthetic process; spermidine biosynthetic process.
CUGAUAGUAGAAUAUAAGAGAAGAUUCAGCUAAAAGAAAAACACCAAAAAAAUUGUUGCAUAUCAUAAUCCCAUUCACUUCAUUAUGCCCAAAAUCAUGAUUCUUGGUUUCAUCACCCGCAUGCUCUCUUCUCAAACCUCACACUCUACAUUCUCACUCUAACUCUCACACACACACACACCUAUAAAUACCAACUACACCCCCCAACCUUUCUCUCACCUCUACUUCAACACUAAAACCAAAUCUAUCUAUCUCUCCCUCUCUCACUUGUUCCCAAAAUGGAAUUUUCUGGUUUUGAAGGCUUUGAAAAAAGAUUAGAACUUCAUUUCUUUGGUGAUGAUCCAAAUCCAACCAUUAAUCACCAACUAGGCCUAAGAAAACUUGAGUUUGAAUCCAUUCAACAAAUCCUACAAGCUGUUCAAUGCACAGUUGUUUCAGCAGUUGGAAACUCUUACUUUGAUGCCUAUGUUUUAUCAGAAUCAAGUCUCUUUGUAUAUCCAACAAAGAUCAUAAUCAAAACUUGUGGAACUACACAACUUCUCAAAUCCAUCAUUCCCUUAAUCUACUUUGCAAACACUCACCUUAACUUUACACUCUCCUCAGUUUCUUACACAAGAGGUAGCUUCAUCUUCCCAAAUUCACAACCUUUCCCUCACACUUCCUUCAAUGAAGAAGUUUCUUACUUAGAAAACACUAUCCCUUCAAAUCUUUGCUUCAGAAAAGCUUCCAUCAUGCCUUCAAAAUCUUCAUCUCAUUCAUGGCAUGUUUUCACUGCAACCCAAAACCCUCAUCAUCACAUACCUUAUGAACAAUACACAAUGGAGAUUUGCAUGACAGAGCUUGAUCCUAUUCUUGCCGGAAAAUUCUUCAGGCGACCCGACGAGGAGAAAUCCGGCAACUCUUCCGGAAAUCAAAUGACAGAACUUACUGGUAUAAAUGAAAUCAACAAAGAAGCAUUCAUUUGUGAUUUUGCAUUUGAUCCUUGUGGCUAUUCAAUGAAUGGAAUGGAUGGAGAAUGCUAUUCUACCAUUCAUGUGACUCCGGAAGAUGGUUAUAGCUAUGCAAGCUUUGAAUGUGUGGGGUCCAUAAGCGACAAUGAUGACAACAUUGUUCAUAUGUUGAGGAAGGUUGUUCAGAUUUUCCGACCAGGGACAAUGUCGGUGUCGAUAACGACAUGUAGUGAGUAUAACAAUGAGGUUUGGAGAAAGGUUACUGGUGCAUUGGAGCCUCUUGGGUUGAAAUGUAGGAGUUGUGCUAUGGAUCAGUUUCCUGCAAUAGGUAGUGUUGUGUUUCAAACGUUUACCCCACGUCGUCGGAAAAAUGCUUCAAAGUAGUCAAUGCAUGAAAAUCUCGAUCAUCUGAUUUUGAUCAAGAUUUACAACGUAUCUUUUUAUUUAUCAAGCUUUAAAUUUGGACCGUCUUGAUUUGUAUAAGUGCAAGAUUCUCCGAUGUUAGGGAAUCAAUGUCAAAAAUUUGAGAGCAUAAGCUAACAAGAGUGACUUAGAAUUUAGUUGAAAUAUUUCAGGGGUGGUGACAUAGCACAAUGUGGUUGGUUCCUAUGUAUGAUGAAUAUUGUUGGGUUGACUUGUUUAGAAAGUUAGGGCAACUUGUGUGGAACAAGUUAAGUGUUUCACAUAUUUGACUAUUUGAGUUCUCUAAUUUCGUUAAGAGGUAUAUAUAAUAACAAAUUAUUAUUUAUA